AUGGAGAAAAAAGAAUCAGCCACCUACACCCACGGCCACCACCCCUCCGUCCUCCGCUCCCACACCUGGCGCACAGCCGCCAACUCCGCAGCCUACCUCCUCCCCCAUCUGCGCCCAGAUAUGCACAUCCUCGACAUCGGCUGCGGGCCCGGCACCAUAACCGUCGAUCUCGCCCGGCUGAUUCCACAGGGCCACAUAACCGGUCUCGAGCUCUCCCCGUCCGUCCUCGAGCAAGCCCGCGCCCUCGCCGCCGACCAGUCCCUAACCAACAUCACCUUCCUGUCCGCCGACGCCAACGCCCUCCCCUUCGAGGAGGGAACAUUUGACCUGGUCCUCUGCCACCAGGUCCUCCAGCACGUGCGCGAUCCAGUACAUAUCCUGGCCGAAAUGCGCCGGGUCACGAAAGAAGGCGGGUUAGUUGCGGCCAGGGAAUCGGAUUAUGCGGGGUUCGUCUGGUACCCAGCCACCCCCGGGCUAGAUGUCUGGCGGGAAACAUACCUGAAGGUAUGUAGGGCGAACGGCGGGGAGCCGAAUGCGGGGCGGAUGGUGCAUGCCUGGGCGAAGCAGGCUGGGUUUGCACGCGAGCAGAUAAAGUGUAGUUCGAGUAAUUGGUGUUAUAGUUCUCCUGAAGAAGUGGAGUGGUGGAGUGGGCUCUGGGCGGAGAGGACGGUGGCGUCGGAGUUUGGGAGGACGGCGAGGGAGAAUGCGGGUGUUGAUGCAGCAGAAUUGGAGGGGAUCGCGAGGGCGUGGAGGGAGUGGGGGGUGCAGGAGGAUGCGUGGUUUUCGGUGCUUUCGGGGGAGGUGCUUUGUGUUAAGGGGGGGAGGUGGUAG
Molecule: messenger RNA, 831 nt
Organism: Aspergillus fischeri NRRL 181
Lineage: Eukaryota; Fungi; Ascomycota; Eurotiomycetes; Eurotiales; Aspergillaceae
Product: class I SAM-dependent methyltransferase
Exons: 1
Coding region: 1-831 (276 amino acids)
Molecular function (GO): methyltransferase activity
Source: RefSeq, a predicted model, not a curated record